This is a messenger RNA of Aspergillus chevalieri, 300 nucleotides long. RefSeq lists its product as uncharacterized. Bases 1 to 300 code for a protein of 99 amino acids. The record is from RefSeq and is a predicted model, not a curated record. The transcript is spliced from 2 exons. NCBI's taxonomy places the organism in Eukaryota, Fungi, Ascomycota, Eurotiomycetes, Eurotiales, Aspergillaceae.
AUGCUUCCUGUCUACCUUCGCUUCUGUCCAUUGGGGAAGCCGUUGUCGGAGGUUAAAGAGGGCAGAGCUGGAGGAGUUCGACCGGAGAUGAAUGCGGAACUUGAGACGACUCAAUCUGUGAUUGACAUCCUCGAGGGCGCCAGGUCACGCAAGGAGUUCAUCCCCGGUUCUGACGGUGCAAGAGAUGGCUGGACAAAAGAUAUCGAGCUCUACGCACCCGAAUAUUUGCAGACGGAGGCAGAAGGAAAUGAGGCGGACUAUGACCAUGCACGCCUAAGUGACCCUAAAGAUGCAUAUUGA